AUGUCCAUCCCACAACCUUCGACCACGCGUGACGGCAACGACUACACGAAAGCCAGCACUCAGACCGUUAGCCUCAUCGACUAUCAGUGCGUCACGUCGCAUGGAAAUGCCGUCGUGUCGGAUGGGACUGUUCAGACAGCCGUCACGUAUUCUCCCGGAAAGGCAGUGCUGAAGCCGUACGGCUCGAACAGGCACGGAUUGGUCCACAUCCCCAUCCACAACCCUCCAGAGGUGCUCAACAAGACGAUGAGUCUCCAGAACAUUGCCGUAUCCUUUGACACGGCAUUUGGCGGCACCGUGGAGACGGUGACCUUGUUCUACGACUCAACCAUUGUCGUGGGGGUCAACACCGAAAAGAAGGGACAGUUCCACAUCGACUUCACCCCCAAGGAGGCUGCCAAGUUUGCCUACCCCGUGACGACGGGAAUCUGCAUCACCCUUGACCUGAAGUUUCCCGAGUACAAAUCCCUCGUCAACCUCUUCUCCGUCACUCUCGUGUACAAGGCAAUUUAG
Drechmeria coniospora is the source of this 513-nucleotide messenger RNA. RefSeq lists its product as uncharacterized. Lineage: Eukaryota; Fungi; Ascomycota; Sordariomycetes; Hypocreales; Ophiocordycipitaceae. The coding region runs from base 1 to 513 and encodes 170 amino acids. The transcript has a single exon. The record is from RefSeq and is a predicted model, not a curated record.